GAAUACUAUAAUAAGUUCCAAAUAUUUAAAGAAGAACAAAGAAACUCUUUAAUAAAUGUGGUAGCUCAUUAUUUUGAAGAUAAGGGCAUUACCAUGUCUUUAGCAGCCAGCUUUGCGAUAGAGAGGGACAUUAUCGAAAAAUUCCCGACUGAGAAACUUGAUUAUUACAGAACAACCAAACGUGGUAAAAUAUAUAACAAAUGGCGUAAUUUAAACUCACAUUUUAAAUGUACGAUGACUGAAAUAAAACCAAAACCAAUUAAAGGACAUAAAGUACAACGCUAUCAGGAAGAAAUUGGUGAACCAGAGCAGGAUGCUGAAACCUGCAUAAGCACUUUAAAAUAUAGUCAUUUAUCUUCUGACGAAUUUGACAGUGUGUGGAAAGCCUGCAGCAAUUUCAGGUUGCAGCAAAUUAUAACCCUGGAAACAACAACUGCUGUACUGGACGCAUGGCCUUUCUACCGACAACCUUCUGGAUUUCGUUUGGUAUAA
This is a messenger RNA of Phyllotreta striolata, 492 nucleotides long. The record is from the annotation of a GenBank genome assembly. NCBI's taxonomy places the organism in Eukaryota, Metazoa, Arthropoda, Insecta, Coleoptera, Chrysomelidae.